Soboliphyme baturini is the source of this 966-nucleotide messenger RNA. The record is from the annotation of a GenBank genome assembly. NCBI's taxonomy places the organism in Eukaryota, Metazoa, Nematoda, Enoplea, Dioctophymatida, Soboliphymatidae.
AUGUUAAGGAGGCAUGGGCAGUUCGAUGGCUCGAAGGCGCUGUGGGGUCCAGCCCUCUGUCCGAGGGUCGAUCAAACGGCGGUCACGCGGAAACAGCCCAAACCACGGCUGAAAGCGCGCGGCAUCGAUGCGCAACGUUGGUCAUACGUUAAACAGGAUACGAUUGUCUGUUUGGAAGAGGAUAACCGCCAUGGCGAUUUGCAACUGGAUACAAACGAUCCUGACUGCCCCGGAGGGUGGUCGAGAGGCACUAUGACCUGUCAACGUUCUUCCAUAGGAACGGCUGCGCGACAGAUGCACCGGGCGACCGCCGGUCGCCGAGUGACCGACCGGUCGCGGUCGGAACGGGGGUUUCGAACGUUCAAGGACCUACAACAUUUCCUUUCAAUUGUUGUUCCGGCAGAGGCACACAACCUCGUUAGACUGUCGUUGAAAAGGAGGGAAACGAUUAGUGAAUACGCAACAUGCGGAAAAUACCUGCUUUGUGUAAUUCCACCUAUUUCAUUGUUCUUGCAGAACAAAACUGUUCCGCGCGUGAGGCACCACUGGAAGAGGAACUUCCGGAGUCGCGAGGACAAACUGAAGGAAAACAAUGAAUGGAGACGUCGUCGUCGAAGUGAAGUGAUCGACAAAGGGCAGGUGAGCAGCAUGUGGACCUCGCCUGAAGAAACGUCGAAUCACCAGCGGAUAAAUUUUUGGCUCUUUUGUCACUGUGUGACGCUGGUUCGAAUCGAACGCGUUUUGCAUGUUGAGUUCGCGGUGGGAGACGAACUCGGUUUCGCUGGCGUUCGGUUUUCGAGCACGUGCUGUCGAGUUAAUUGCGAGUUAUUAAAACGAUUAACUGGCGGUACGUCGUCGCUGAUGAGGACCAGCUCGCAGCAGUGUCUAGGAAUGCGCAUGGCUUAUUUACUGGAUAAGCCUGGCUGGCGGCUGCCAGUCACCGUCGGGAGCCAUGAGGUGGCAUAA